Gigantopelta aegis is the source of this 989-nucleotide messenger RNA. RefSeq lists its product as uncharacterized. The annotation marks the transcript as partial. The transcript is spliced from 3 exons. The record is from RefSeq and is a predicted model, not a curated record. NCBI's taxonomy places the organism in Eukaryota, Metazoa, Mollusca, Gastropoda, Neomphalida, Peltospiridae.
CAACAGAGAGAAAAUCAGUGUGGUAGCCCUCUACACUAUGUUUCUCUUGCUUAAAUGCUUUCUGUUGGACAAAAGGUACGAUAUUUAACCAAUUUCUGAAACAUUUAACGAGCUUUUAAAGUAUCUCAAAACGUUCAAAACGUUAAGAGCUUCGAACCUUUCAAAACGCGUGUAUCAUUCAGGUUAUGCAUAACACCUAACUGAAAGAGAAGGUUUUGAAUUACAAAGACUCGAACCCGAUAACAUACAAGAAGAAAUCUUUGUAUUCGACAUCAUGGGAUUGACUGGAAUUGUCUUUGUAAUCUUUGUGAUAUGGAGUUCGCUGAAAUUUUUUACAGGAGCACUGAUUAAACUAUCAAGCAACACCUCUGUCAUAGAGUAUGGACGUAGUUACAUCCUCGAAUGUAAUGUCACUGAAAUUCUUCGGAGCCGAGUAGUUUCUUUCCAGCACAAAACUUUGGAGAUUUGUAAACAACAUAUUUCCAAGAUUGAUGGGAAGACAUCUUGUGAGACAUACGACAACACGUCAUCAGCGUAUCAAUGUAUCUGUGCUGGGUAUUACAGAGAUGUGUCAGUUUAUAGAAUGAAGAUAAAGUCGUUUAAGGAAGUCGACGCAACUAAGUGGUGGUGUAGCGCUAACCCGCCCGGUAGUAAUGGACUAUAUCUAAGUAAUUUUGUCUACCUCUUUUAUGUUACUCUUUCUGGAAACGUGACAGAAUUCGAUGCUAAUGGUGUGGACUCAAUUACUUUUACUUGCGAAACAAGCAACAUGACAGGAAGUGUUACUUUUACGUGGAUAAACAAAACAACUAAUGGAUCUACAUAUAUUGAAAACAACCUGACUGCAUCUAAACAUGGCAGCACAUACCGACAAAAGCUUAAACUUAUUCCACACUGGUAUCAAGAUGGAAACAAAAUUGCCUGUAAAGUCGUUGAUGUAAGCACCAACAUAACAGCAAUGUCAAAUUCUGAAGUUUUGGAUUUGAUAU